GGCGAUUUUAAGCCGGUGAAAGUUGUACAAUAGCUGUAAGAGAGAGAUUCAUUAGGUAUUUUAGAAUCAUGUAUAGAGACAGAGGAACGGUGAAUUCGAGACCUGAAGUUGUGGAUCGUAAACGGAUCAACGACGCUCUCGAACGACCUUCUCCGUCGACGUCUCGUCAAGUUAACGGCAAAGGCAAAGGAACCGUUACGGCGGCGAACUCCGUUUUGAUUGGGAAGCAGCAGUCUCAUGACAACAACCAUAGAGAUUCUCGUUCUGCUUCUCUCUCGAAGAACAAUAAUGUUUCUGAUGAUGAAUCAGACACAGACAGUGAAGAAUCAGAUGUUAGUGGUUCUGAUGGAGAGGACACAUCAUGGAUAUCUUGGUUUUGUAAUCUACGAGGAAACGAGUUCUUUUGUGAAGUUGAUGAUGAUUACAUUCAAGAUGACUUUAACUUGUGUGGACUCAGCAGUCUUGUUCCGUACUACGAGUACGCUCUUGAUUUGAUUUUGGAUGUUGAAUCUUCUCAUGGAGAGAUGUUUACAGAGGAACAGAAUGAAUUGAUCGAGUCAGCAGCUGAAAUGCUUUAUGGAUUGAUUCACGCUCGUUACAUAUUGACUAGCAAAGGGUUGGCUGCAAUGUUAGACAAAUACAAAAACUAUGACUUUGGAAGAUGUCCAAGAGUUUAUUGUUGUGGCCAACCUUGUCUUCCGGUUGGUCAAUCGGACUUACCUCGAUCUAGCACUGUGAAGAUAUAUUGCCCGAAAUGCGAAGACAUUUAUUACCCACGAUCGAAGUACCAAGGCAACAUUGAUGGAGCUUACUUUGGGACAACAUUUCCACAUCUGUUCCUGAUGACUUAUGGGCAUCUCAAGCCACCAAAGGCAACACAAAACUAUGUUCAAAGAGUUUUUGGGUUCAAAUUACACAAGCCGUGAAGGAAGUUUAAAGACAAAACCCAAGGAUCAAGAUCAUGGCGUUGGAUAGGGAUUGGGAAAAGAAGAGACGUGUGUGUGAACAGAAACGGAAAAUAAACGCCCUGUAAUCAC
Molecule: messenger RNA, 1037 nt
Organism: Arabidopsis arenosa
Lineage: Eukaryota; Viridiplantae; Streptophyta; Magnoliopsida; Brassicales; Brassicaceae
Source: the annotation of a GenBank genome assembly